CGCUUCACAUAUGCCGACGACGAGAGAGGCGCGGGGCGCGGGGCGCGGGCUAGCGGCCCGUUGCGCGUGCGCCGCGAUUCACCGGUCACUCAGCGAGCGACAGCCAACUAGGCGGACACUUUAUCGUCCUUGCGUGCAAUUUGAAUACGCGAAUAAAUUAUUAUAAUACAGUCCAAGUCUUAUUACACCGAAGUCCCGUUAGGGCUCCUUCAGUUUCUGGUCCUUCGAAGCGAAAAACCUGCAUACUUCCGUCGCAUUACAAAUGCAACGCAACGGUCAUUGACGUCGCGUGGUUUACAUUGACCGCGCCCAAGGCAAAGGACAAGAAGUCGUCUCCGUCAUCUACGUGGCAGCCUUUGUCGUCUGAAGAAGCUGAUGUCAGGGAGUAUAAUUCUGUAUUUGAGUGAGUCCAUCCAAUUACUUAUUUCCAACUUUCCCUAUUGAAAACUUCUUUUUGCUGAAAUUUUUAUUUUUUAAAUAUUUCUCCAUAAUUAAUCUUCUAGUUAUUCAAGUAAUAUGUUGCUUAAUUACUUCAUUGAUGCAUUAUUUAAUUAUUUCAUAACAAAAAGUACGCACGCACUUGACACGUGUUAACCUUGAAACCGGUCAAGUCUUAUCGCUUUGAAUAGAACCCGUUCGUCUACGCAAACAGGUGCUGCAUUUUUUAUAUCCAUUCAUUACGAUUCCUUUGUUUAAUUUUAUUUUUUAUGACUCUUUUUUUGUUUCACAUUGCAACAUAAAAACUUUAAGAUGUCUGAUAAUUUAAAAACCCUUAUUAAAAAACGUAGUUCAAUAAAGUCUAAAUUAACAAUAUUUAAUAAUUAUUUAAUGUUAAUAAAAAGCAGUCCCGAAUUAUCAGAGUUACAACGUCUUGACCUCAUGGAACGUUUUCGUAAAUUUGAAAAUUUAUAUAAUGAAUUUGAUGACCUGCAGAAUACGAUUGAACUACUUUUCGAGGAUGCCGAGUCUACGUUUACUGAGCGUGAGGACUUCGACCGUCAGUAUUUCAAUCUGGUGGCACUCACGCGCAGCCUGCUCGGUGCUUCGUCCAACGGUACUGGAUCUGAGGCGGGCUUCAAAGAUGCUGACUCAGAUAAAACUACUCAAAUACCAAAAAAAUCUAAUAAUAAUUUUAAUAAAUGUCCGCUUUGCUCCCAAGCACAUGCUUUAUACAAAUGUGAUUCAUUUCGAAGUUUAUCUAUUGAAAGUCGCAUACAAAAGGCAAAUGAUUAUAAUGUUUGUCUUAAUUGCUUACGGUUAGGCCAUUCUGCUAAGCAAUGCAAACUAUCACAUUGCAAAUAUUGUAAAAUAAAACAUAAUACGCUUUUGCAUUUAAAUUCGAAUGACUUCAAAACUGUCAAUUCAUUGCUUUCUUCUUUGCACCUUGCUACGUCAAAUGUUGCACUUCCGGCCAAUUGCUUGCAGCUUGCUACUUCUGCGCAUGUAUUACUGUCCACAGCUCUGGUGAACGUGAUCGGCGCGUCGGGUAAAAAGUACACUGCACGUCUACUGCUGGACAACGGUAGCACGGCCAACUUUGUUACGCAGACAUUCUUCGAGAAACUGGGUUUGUUACGACGCGGUACUAGCACCAGGGUAACAGGCCAAAUCCAAAUGGUUUAGUUCCAGAGGGGAGGUGAAACCAGGGUCUUUAGUCCUAAUCAAGGACAAAACAACACCACCGCUGCUCUGGUCCCUGGGUCGGGUCACACAGACCUUUCCCGGCGUAGACGGAGUCACGCGGGUGGCAGAAAUCAAAACGAAGAGAGGAACAAUUCGUCGCGCUUUCAAUAACAUCUGCCCCCUUCCUGAUCAAGAUUGAAGAGCACUCUUCAACCCGGGGAGUAUGUCGGCGCUUCACAUAUGCCGACGACGAGAGAGGCGCGGGGCGCGGGGCGCGGGCUAGCGGCCCGUUGCGCGUGCGCCGCGAUUCACCGGUCACUCAGCGAGCGACAGCCAACUAGGCGGACACUUUAUCGUCCUUGCGUGCAAUUUGAAUACGCGAAUAAAUUAUUAUAAUACA
Messenger RNA from Nymphalis io (European peacock), 2023 nucleotides. RefSeq lists its product as uncharacterized. NCBI's taxonomy places the organism in Eukaryota, Metazoa, Arthropoda, Insecta, Lepidoptera, Nymphalidae. The transcript is spliced from 3 exons. The record is from RefSeq and is a predicted model, not a curated record. The coding region runs from base 751 to 1623 and encodes 290 amino acids.